AUUUAAUUUAAUGUCAUACAUAGGAAUCAAUACAUCUGGUGGAAUCAACCCUUGCAUAACUUUUUAUGAGAGAAUGCAAGCAUGCAUCAAUAGAGAAAAUUUACCCAAUAAAAUGUGUGCAAUUGAAGGACUUGAUUUCUUAGAAUGUGUCAACCGAAGAAAAUAAGUAAUUCAAUAUUCAAUAUUUUAGUAUGCACUUAAUUACAAAAUUUAAUAAGAAUUGCACAAGAAUAGAAUACUUGUUUUACCAACUUACGAUGUUGAAAAUGAUAGAUUUGUAUCAAAAUAUUAAAAUGCAACUGAGGUGUUUUAAUAAAAGCAUUGAAAUUAUACAAAUACACAGAAAUAUUAAAUAAAUAUCCA
Paramecium sonneborni is the source of this 363-nucleotide messenger RNA. The record is from the annotation of a GenBank genome assembly. NCBI's taxonomy places the organism in Eukaryota, Ciliophora, Oligohymenophorea, Peniculida, Parameciidae.